This is a messenger RNA of Trifolium pratense (red clover), 1783 nucleotides long. Its product is annotated as GRAS family protein TF80. Gene Ontology annotation, molecular function: DNA-binding transcription factor activity; sequence-specific DNA binding. The annotation marks the transcript as partial. Lineage: Eukaryota; Viridiplantae; Streptophyta; Magnoliopsida; Fabales; Fabaceae. The transcript is spliced from 2 exons. Gene Ontology annotation, biological process: regulation of DNA-templated transcription. The record is from RefSeq and is a predicted model, not a curated record. Gene Ontology annotation, cellular component: nucleus.
UAUGGAUUAGGUUCGCCGUAUCAGUGGCUAAGGGAGUUAAGAUGUGACUCUAAUAGCUCAAAUCCAAUAAGCCUUCUUAUUGAGUGUGCAAAAUGUGUUGCAUCUGGAAGCAUAAAAAAUGCAGAUAUUGGACUUGAGUAUAUUUCUCAGAUUUCAUCACCUUAUGGUAGUGCCGUGCAAAGAGUGGUCACUUAUUUCAGUGAAGCACUUGGAUACAAGAUAGUCCAACAUUUACCUGGUGUAUACAAAGCUCUCAAUUCCUCGAAAACUUCAUUGUCUUCAGACGAUAUCCUUGUUCAGAAAUACUUCUAUGACCUCUGUCCCUUUUUGAAGUUUUCAUACCUGAUAACAAACCAAGCAAUUGUCGAAUCAAUGGAAAGUGAAAAAGUUGUUCAUAUUAUUGAUCUCCAUUGUUCCGAGCCAGCACAAUGGAUAAAUCUUAUACAAACUUUAAAGAAACGUCAUGGAGGUCCGCCUCAUCUCAAAAUUACAGGCAUUCAUGAAAAGAAGGAGGUAUUGGACCAAAUGAGCUUUCAUUUGACAACUGAAGCCGGAAAUUUGGAUUUUCCUUUACAGUUCAAUCCAAUUGUUAGCAAACUCGAAGAUGUUGAUUUCGAAAACUUGCCUGUCAAGACAGGAGAUGCUGUUGCAAUUACUUCUGCUCUUCAGCUGCAUUCUCUCCUUGCAACCGAUGAUGAAAUGGUUGGGAAGAUCUCGCCAGCAGGACCAUCCUCUAUCAAUCUGCAGAGAGCAGGACAGAUGGGUCAGAGGACUUUCGCAGAGUGGCUUGAAAGAGAUAUGAUCAAUGCAUAUAUCUCGAGUCCCGAUUCAUCAUUAUCACCUCUUUUUUUAGGUGCUUCACCUAAGAUGGGGAUCUUUCUUAACGCCAUGCGGAAACUAAAACCGAAACUUUUAGUGAUUACUGAACAGGAAUCAAAUCUAAACGGAUGUAAUUUAAUGGAGAGAAUUGACCGAGCGUUGUACUUUUACACUUCACUUUUUGACUGCUUGGACUCAACUGUUACGAGAACAUCAGUGGAGAGACUAAAACUUGAAAGCAUGCUUCUUGGAGAGCAAAUAAAGAACAUCAUUACUUGUGAAGGAGUUGAUAGAAAGGAGAGGCAUGAGAAGGUUGAGAAAUGGAUUAGAAGGCUUGAAAUGGCUGGAUUUGAGAAGGUACCUUUGAGUUACAAUGGGAGGAUAGAAGCAACAAGUCUAUUGCAGCGAUAGACCACUCUUUUCUGUGUCGGCAUGGAGUUUUAGGAGAUGAACAUUCAUAUAUAUGCUGGAAUAAGAAAGUCACUUUGCACUGUUACAUUAUUUUGCCAUGAAUUUCAAGAUAUAUGAAGAGAAAUAAUCAACAAGACAUGAGUUUUAGGAGAUUAAUGGGUUUUUUACUUUUACAUUUUUUUUCUUUCCUAUGUUUUAAUAUUUGUUGUAUAGAUUUUAUAUUUUUUUUAACUGAUUUCUGAAGUGUUUCAAAGAAGUAAUAUGAUACUGUUAGUACUCUCUGGUUGGUUUAAGAAAUUUCUGUUGUUUUUUAGUAUUUUAUGUUGCCUAUUUAAUGUCCUACCUUUGUACAUAGAGCUCUCAAUUCCUAAAAAUCAUCACAGUUUUCAGAAGAUAUCGCCGUUUAUAUGAUGGGAUACUGGGGCUGUGCAAACCUCUGGUAUGCCCUCAUCAGGUGAUGGCUUCACUUUAUCUUAGAUAAUGGUUACAUUUCAAGUUCAGGUAAUGGCUCCAUUUGUACUUCACUCGACAGCAUGAGCAUGUCUGGUACAAA